UUCAGUCAGAGAAAUCACCCAAACCCAACCCCAAAACCCUAACACUGUAAGCCUACACCACCGCCACGAGGAGUGGCAUACUGCCGCCGUCCGUCGCACUCAAAGUUCGCCAUCCGUCAUCUAGCUUCCCUCGUGCUCCAAGUCUUCAACCCCUGUUCGCUGUCACCGAUCGCGGUUGCUUCCUCGAGCUCGGCGUCCGUCGUGUUUGUCUGCUCAGCCGCGCUUCCGUCGCCGUUUUUUUGCCGUUCACGUUCGCGUCUUCGUUCGCGUUCGCUCGGCGUUCACCGUUCGCGUUCACUCGCUGUUCACCGUUCGAGUUUGCGGUCUUCUGGAAGCCACGUUGCUCUGCUUCAAACUCUGCGACCAACCCGCGCGCUCCACUCAGCCGUCGAACUGCUCUCUGUUGUCCCCGCCGUUUGAUGUGAUUAUUGGUUAAUGUUUUGUAAUGUUUGGUGCUGAAUGCUGAUUGUUGAGUUCAGAUAUGGUUGUUUAUUUUGACUUGGUUAGACCGGUUGACCUGUAAACCAGUGAACCAGUAACUAAAGUGGUUUGAUGACCGGUCCGGUUCUCAGAACCUUCAAAGAAGUAUAGAACUAAAAAACCUAACCCUCCCUGCAGUGCGAUGAGUGAAUCCAUGUUUAUGGCUGCUGCGAUAAACCCUCCCAAAUCCCCCUUCAAAAUCAACCUCACACCUGCUCUUCCGCCUCUGCCAACCUCCUCCGCACUCACUUUCAAACCAAACAACAACUUCUCCACACUCUCCGCCGCUGCACAACCACAACAACAAGAACACGCCGCUCUGCUCGACACUCUUCUCAACAGCACACGCAAGAACCAAGUGCUCCAAUCCAUCAGAACCACCUCCCCCUUCAACUGCCUCUCCGAAACAAAUCUUCACCAUACGGUUCCCGCCCUCACCUCCAAAACCAGGGGAAAGGUUAGAGACAUAUAUGAUAGUGGAGAGUACCUUGUUCUGGUUACUACUGAUCGCCAGAGUGCAUUUGAUAGAGUCCUUGCUUCAAUUCCCUUCAAGGGACAGGUGCUUAACCAGACAAGCUUGUGGUGGUUUGAGAGAACCCAGCAUAUAACUGCUAAUGCCGUUGUGUCCACUCCUGAUCCUAAUGUUACCAUAGCAAAGAAAUGUUCUGUUUUCCCUGUUGAGUUUGUUGCUAGAGGGUUUGUGACCGGAAGUACUGAUACUUCAUUAUGGACAGUCUACAAUAAAGGCAUCCGGAACUAUUGUGGCAAUGCCCUCCCAGAUGGUUUGGUAAAAAACCAAAAGCUGGCUGAAAAUAUACUCACACCUACAACCAAAGCUGCAGAUCAUGAUGUUCCUGUAACUCCAGAUGAGAUUAUAGAAAGGGGAUUAAUGACAAGAGCUGAUUAUGAGGAAGUCAGCAGAAAAGCUUUAAGUCUGUUUGAAUACGGUGAGCGUGUGGCUUCAGAACAUGGCCUUAUAUUGGUCGACACAAAGUAUGAAUUUGGGAAGGCAGAGGACGGUUCAAUUAUGUUGAUUGAUGAGGUGCACACUCCUGAUUCAAGUAGAUAUUGGAUUGCCAAUUCUUAUCUUGAGCGCUUUCAAAAUGGUUUGGAGCCUGAAAAUGUUGAUAAGGAGUUCUUGAGGCUGUGGUUCAAAAAUCACUGCAACCCUUAUGAAGAUGAGGUUCUUCCUGAAGCUCCUGAAGAUCUUGUUUGCGAAUUGUCUUGGCGAUACAUUUUCUUGUAUGAGACUAUAACAAAAUCAAAGUUUGAGGUGCUGUCGUCUGAGGAGCCAAUACAUGAGCGAAUAUCACGAAAUGUUGCAUCUGCACUGGCAUCUUUGAAGUAGCCUGGGAAUCUCGGGACUUUUUCAGUUCUGUAUUCUAUAGACCCCUUUCUGAGGAUAUAUUUAAAACUUACAAGUAGCAGAAAUUCUACCAAGAAGUGUUUUUUUAAACAAAAGAAAUUAUAUAAAUAAAGCUUAAAACCAAAAGACAGAUGAACAUUUAACUCUCAUAGAAAUCAUGC
Messenger RNA from Arachis stenosperma, 2007 nucleotides. RefSeq names its product phosphoribosylaminoimidazole-succinocarboxamide synthase, chloroplastic-like. NCBI's taxonomy places the organism in Eukaryota, Viridiplantae, Streptophyta, Magnoliopsida, Fabales, Fabaceae. Gene Ontology annotation, biological process: 'de novo' IMP biosynthetic process. Gene Ontology annotation, cellular component: chloroplast stroma; cytoplasm. The transcript is spliced from 14 exons. Gene Ontology annotation, molecular function: phosphoribosylaminoimidazolesuccinocarboxamide synthase activity. The coding region runs from base 623 to 1828 and encodes 401 amino acids. The record is from RefSeq and is a predicted model, not a curated record.